Messenger RNA from Cavenderia fasciculata, 1953 nucleotides. RefSeq lists its product as uncharacterized. The transcript has a single exon. The coding region runs from base 1 to 1953 and encodes 650 amino acids. The record is from RefSeq and is a predicted model, not a curated record. Lineage: Eukaryota; Evosea; Eumycetozoa; Acytosteliales; Cavenderiaceae.
AUGCAAUGGUUGCUAAGGAGUGGUUACUAUCAUCUGCUCGGUGACCUGCUCGCACGUGGUACUCAUCUAAGUUGGACACAAAAUGAUGAUCACUUGUUACCAAUGCAUUUGAAAGUAACAGUAGAAGAAGAAGACAUUAAUAAUCAAAAUAAUAAUCAAAAUCAAAAUAAUCAAAAUAAUAAUAAUAAUAAUAAUAAUAAUUUGGAAUUGAUAAAGUUGAUUGUUGGAAUGAUGCAUAAAUGGGCAAUCAAAUCUAAAAACUAUGAAAGGAUAAGAGAUAUGUUGGGAUGGAGUUUAAAACACGAUAACUUUACAUGGUAUAAAUUAAUACAAACGAGUCUUAAUCAAGACGAACAAUACGUAUCUAAAUACGGUAAAGGGUAUGGUCUUGAGACCAUUCAAUUGUCACUAGGUGCAAAACAUAUACCUACCAAAUCAUGUAUCCCACUUUGGAAAUGGGCCAAAGAAAAUAAUGAAAUACCAAAAGGAUUUAGAUUUACAUUUGACGAAACUAUUAGUGCUCUGCUAUGUGAUGACGAGCAAGUUCAUCAACUCUUUGCUCCACACUAUCCAGUGGUUGUACCACCAGAGGUAUACUGUCUAUCUUUAGACUGCUUCCAAGUCACGACCAAGGACUGUCCACAAAGUGUGAUUAGUGGAACUAUCUUUGACAAAUGCUUGGAUAGGUAUUUGGGUCAUGCCGGCGGAACUACUUUUGUUAAAUUCUUAUUAUUUCAAAAGAUAGGAUUAGCUGCUUUCAAAGCAGAGUACUCUGUCAUUAUAAAUGAAUUAAAAGGAUAUGGAAUACAACAACAACAACAGACGUCAUCAUCAUCAACAUCGGAAGAAGACUAUAAUAAUAGUAUUGGAUACUUGGUAUUCAAAAGGUUGAAACCAUAUACACCUGCUGGAUUCUAUGGAUACAAGUUACUUACAUGGAUAUACGAAGUUUUGGUUGCGAGUGGCAAAGCGCAAUUAGUUGAACUUGCCUACCAGGUCGAACUAAAGGGUGGUGAUACAAUUAUUCUAAAGGAUAUAGCGGCAAAGGUAUUUGGGAUGGGGUCACUCGAACAAAUCAAGUAUGUCAUGGACCAAUACAAUGUCGUUGAGUUGUACCAUAUAUCAGGAUCAGUUCAGCACCCUAUCCUAAGGCUCAAAGCAACUCAUAAUCGAUCAUCAAUUGAUACAGAUAAAUGGUGUUGGGAUAUGGCAACUCUUCCCAUUGAAUCAAUUGAAACUAUUCUUUGGGAUGCCACCCAAAACAAAAAAGAACGACCUCUAUUAUGGAGAGGGUUGUUUUAUAGUCUAUUACUACAAGACAAAUCAAAAGAAGCUAGAAUCUUGCUCGACAAGUGUUCAAAGAUUAUCAGUGGUCCCGGUGACUGCCGUGACCAAUUGAAAGUGUUCCCACAUUCAAUGAUACGAAACUAUCAACUUGUCGAGAAGCAUAUCAAACCCCCCGAGCCUGGCUCAUCACAUGCCCACAUUGUACCAAGAUUAGAAAUAGCAAGUGCCAUCAUUACAAAUGAUUUAAAUCAUCUCAACCAUAUAAUCUCACAACCAUCAUUCAACAAGGAAUAUAUCGUUACAAAUCACCUAGACUUGGCAAUUAGAUGCGAAGCAUUGGAUAUUAUAGAAUGGCUUUUUGUCAAAGGGUUUAUCAAACCAAACUAUUCUAUUUUAUGUAUAUGGGAGAGUGUAGCUAAAAUAGGUUCAGUCAUAUUGUUUGAAACAUUGGUUCGUUGCAUUAAAACUAUCCAUUCAAGCACAAAUGGAGAAGAGAGUGAUCUCGAUAAUAUAAUUGAUUAUGUAAAUGUAAUGCAAACUAAUUUAUUCCAUGGUACUUUUAAACUUGCUCAACAUAUUAAUAUUACUUACAACUGUCUUCAUCUUGAAAAUUAUGAAUCUCUAACAAUCGAUGAUUUAAUUUUGUAUUUUUUAGAUCAUCAAUAA